Messenger RNA from Adelges cooleyi (spruce gall adelgid), 2463 nucleotides. It is a transcript of the gene GlnRS, whose product is annotated as probable glutamine--tRNA ligase. Gene Ontology annotation, biological process: glutaminyl-tRNA aminoacylation; translation. NCBI's taxonomy places the organism in Eukaryota, Metazoa, Arthropoda, Insecta, Hemiptera, Adelgidae. Gene Ontology annotation, cellular component: cytoplasm; cytosol; aminoacyl-tRNA synthetase multienzyme complex. The transcript has 3 exons. Gene Ontology annotation, molecular function: ATP binding; glutamine-tRNA ligase activity. Bases 127 to 2409 code for a protein of 760 amino acids. The record is from RefSeq and is a predicted model, not a curated record.
CCUUUAUAAGUACAACUGGAGACUACGAUCAUAUUGCUGUCGAAGACUUACAAACUCCAAUAGGAGUAGUUAAUAGUGCAUUGAUCAGAACUAAAGAUAUACAAAAUCUUAAAAUAAUUUUAGAAAAUGUCUGAUGUCCAGUUAUUUGUAUCUAUUGGUCUGUCGGAGGCUAAAGCAAAAGAGACAUUGAAAAACAAAAACCUAACUACUAACUUAAAGUUUGUGAUCGAUGAGUUCUCCAAGACAAAAAAAUCAUUGUCAGAUUAUGGAAUUUUGUUGUAUCAUUUGGCUUCAAAACUAAAAAAUCAAGAUUCUAAGCAUAUACCUUUAAUCAUCAGUUAUAUAUCUACAAACAAAUUCGACACUACUCAAAGAAUCGAUUGCAGUUUAGAGUAUUUGCGCUCAUCAAUAUCUGAUAAAGAUACUGAUAUAUCAGAUUUUGAAAAAGCCUGCGGUGUUGGUGUUAUUGUUACACCUGAACAAAUAGAGCAAGUAGUCGGAUCUGUAAUUUCUAAAAGCAAAAAUGAACUUAUUGAGAAAAGAUAUAAGUUUAAUAUUGGCGGUCUUAUGCAAGAAGUUAGGAAGCUAUUGCCUUGGGCUGACGGAAAAGCAGUUAAAAAUGAAGUUGAUAUUCAAGUCUUAGAAUUGUUGGGUGCAAAGACUGAAGCUGAUUUAGCACCCGUUCAAAAACAAAAAAAAGUGAAAGAUGUAAAACUUGUAGAAAAAAAAUUGGUUUAUGAACCUAUGUCAAUUGAAGAGGUAGUAGGUAAAGUAGACUUCCAUAAACCCGGAGAGAAUUUCAAAACGGAAGGCUACGUCGUAACAAAGAAUACAGAAAAACUUUUAGCUAAACAUCUUAAGGAAACAAAAGGAAAAGUAAUCACUAGAUUUCCUCCAGAACCUAAUGGUAUUUUGCAUAUUGGACACGCUAAAGCUAUAAAUAUCAAUUUUGGACUCGCUAAAGCUUCCAAUGGAGAAUGCAUUCUUAGGUACGAUGACACGAAUCCAGAAAAAGAAGAAGAGAAAUUUUUCACCGGUAUCAAAGACAUGGUGGAAUGGUUAGGUUAUCGUCCAUAUAAAAUCACACAUUCAUCAGAUUAUUUUAAUCAAUUAUACCAAUGGGCCAUUGAUCUGACUAAAAAAGGGUUGGCUUAUGUUUGUCACCAAAAACAACAAGACAUGCAAGGUUUUAACCCACCGCCAUCCCCGUGGCGAAAUCGUUCAGUCAAAGAAAAUUUAGUGUUACUUAACGAUAUGAAAAAUGGAGUUUUUGAUGAAGGGGAAGCUACUCUAAGAAUGAAAGUCACACUUGAAGAAGGUAAACAAGAUCCUGUAGCAUACCGUAUUAAGUUUUUACCGCAUCACAGAACUAAAGACAAAUGGUGCAUCUACCCCACAUACGAUUAUACUCACUGUCUCUGUGAUUCUAUUGAAAACAUAACGCAUUCUCUUUGUACUAAAGAGUUUCAAAGUCGUAGGUCUACUUACUAUUGGUUGUGUAAUUCACUUGAUCUUUAUUGUCCCGUACAGUGGGAAUAUGGCAGACUUAAUAUGAACUACACUGUGGUUUCCAAGAGAAAAAUUAGUAAAUUAAUCGAUGAGAAAAUAGUCAAUGAUUGGGACGACCCGAGAUUAUUCACUUUGAGCGCAUUGCGCCGUAGAGGUUUUCCACCUCAGUCGAUAAAUUCGUUUUGUGCACGCAUGGGUAUCACAGGAGCGCAAACCAUUGUCGAUCCACAAAUGCUCGAUUCUGAAGUUCAAGAUUAUUUAAAUUUAACUGCACCAAGAACUAUGGUUGUUCAAGAACCUUUAAAGAUUACCAUUAGAAACUUUGAUGAAUUGAAGAAACCAAAUUUGAUUAGUGUUCCUGAUUUUCCAAACGAUCCAGACAAAGGAUCACACACUGUGGAGUUGACGUCAGUGCUGUACAUAGAAUCCACCGAUUUCAGUGAAAAUGCAGAUAAAGAUUAUCGCCGCUUAACACCUAAUCAAACAGUUGGUUUGAGGUAUGCUGGUCUUGUAGUUAAAGUAAUAGAAGUUAAAAAGAGUGGUUCGUUGAUUGAAGAAAUUCAAGUUGAAGCUUCAAUUAUUGAAAACUCAGCUAAACCCAAAGCAUUUAUUCAUUGGGUGUCAAAUCCAAUUGAAGUAACUGUUAAGUUGUAUGGACGCUUAUUUUUACACAAGAACCCUGAAGACGCAAAUCAAGUGCCUAAUGGUUACUUAAGUGACAUCAAUCCAGAUUCAUUAAAAAUAGUCAAAGCUUUUGGUGAUAAACAUUUGCUAAAAUCUUCGAUGCUUAAAAUUUAUCAGUUUGAAAGAUUAGGUUAUUAUUGUGUUGACUUUGAUUCGAACGAUACAAAUUUAGUCUUCAACAGAACUAUAGUUUUAAAAGAUGGUUCAUCUAAAUAAUCUAAAAUGUUGUUAUUUUGCUAAUAAAAUUAAAUAAAUGAAUUGUUAAAAUUA